Molecule: messenger RNA, 1495 nt
Organism: Physella acuta
Lineage: Eukaryota; Metazoa; Mollusca; Gastropoda; Physidae
Source: RefSeq, a predicted model, not a curated record
CUUUCAUUAUUUAUUUCAUCCCGAAGUUUGAAGAUUAUUUGACUUCAAACCUUCCGCUAAGUCAUAUCAAUUCGACGCAGUUGUGACUAAAAAAAAAUUGGACUACUGAGAUGUCCGUCUUGUGGCUGCUGGUGCUGUGUGCUGUGGGCGCCAGCCAGGCGUCCUUCCUGCUGACCGUGACCCCGCACAAGAUCGAGGCUGGCAUCACAGAGAACGUCACGGUCCAGUGCAGCUUCUGGGGCGAGAGCGCGCUGAGCCGCCUGGAGAAAAUCACCAUGAUCCGCAUCAUGCGUCAGUCCAACAGCGAGGCGUUCGAGCCCAUCGUGGAGAAACGCGACAACGAGGAUAACGUUCACGUCAUCGGGUUGGACCCGUCCAUCUACGUCACAGCUCACAUUGGGACUGUGGCUUCGUCUUUUAUAGAGAUCACCUGGCCCGUCGCUUCUUUUGAUGUUUUCGGGCAUUACCGAUGCGAUGUUUUGGGUUUCGAUUUAAACCAGGAUCCGAUGAACGAGAAGUCUCCGGUAAUUUCCGUCACGGAGACCAAUGUCACGGCGUACGAUGUUCUGGAGUUGUUGCUCAAGGACCGCGUUGAGCUGAAGAGCUACUGCGACGCGGAAGUGGCUGCGUCGGAAGCGAGGCUGAUGGCGGUUAUAAAUAGAAUGAAAACGGAACAAGCCAGUAAUGACCUGAUUCUGGAGAAUACACUGCGAGCGGAGAUCAGCGCGUUGAGGACGGAUGUUAACAGAUUGAUGGAGACGGGGGUUCUUCAGUACUGGCCGGAGGGGACCUACGCCUUGCUCAUGCCACAAGACGGAUGUCCGAAUAACGUCGGGGCUAUCUGGACGACGGGUUUCCGGAAGUUCCACACGGAAUCGACGGACAGAAACUACGAUCACGUGUCCACUGUUAAUCACUUGAGAAAUCCCAUUCUAGAAAGAGCUGGAACGAAUAAUUUUAUGUACCAGCACUUCUGCGUGUCCACCACCCUCUCCCCCGGGGCGGCUUGGCCCCGGGGCUCGUACUGCAUCAACAGGAAAGGGGACAAAUGCCCCAGCGGGUUCGAGACGGGGUCGGUCGCGUGGAACGAAGAACGAACCGGCUCGGCGGCAGCGGUGAGCGGCACGCUGCCUGACGGGACGUUCGCUGUUGGCUCGGCCAAGAUCUUCUACUGCUGCCGGAACGACAGCUCGCCCUACGACACCGUCUACCUCCCCACGGCCCGCCCCUUCUACUUGUACCGGUUCGGCGGGAACUGCCAGGAAGUGGUGGGGAUGAAGGUCACGGCGGAGGAAAUGACCUUUGACACGGACAGUACCAACACCGACGCCUACGACAACGAGUAUCACCCGGACGGGCAGAUCAACGACAUCCAGAUGCAGCUCUGCUAUUACGAAGAAAUAUAGCCCCCUGCUCUCUUUUUUUUUCAUUUUAAAUAUUUGAGGUAAAAUAUAAAGUGCUUUGCUAUAAUACAUUAAAUACAUUAAACACCACU